AUGAUGAAGACCAGCCUCAUCCGCCAGCUCUCCGCAGCUUCCACCACCGCCGUCCGUCCUCCCACCGCAGCUGCCAUCACCCGCACCGCCCAGCGCUCGUUCCGUACCUCCCUCCAGCUUCGUGAGGAGGAUGACAAGCAUCGCGAGAUGACGACGGCGGGCAAGCCUGGCGCGUACCAGCACGAGGGCCAAUUCUCCCGCACCGACAAUCAGAUCAAGAUCCAGCACCCAGAAGAGGAGGAGUACCCAAGCUCCCGCCCUGUCCAGGGCCGUGGAGGUCACCACUUCCGGCGCACGCUCGCCUCCUUCAGCUUGCAGAGCCGGGUCGGCGUCGUCACCGGCGGUGCGCGUGGUCUUGGUUUGGUCAUGAGCCAGGCACUCGUCAUUAGCGGGUGCGACGUGGCCAUCGUCGACCUCAACAGUACGCACACUCAAUCUCCACGAAUUCCAAUCGACGUAGCUGACCAAAUUUUCAGAGGAAGAAGGCGAGAAGCAAGCCGGUCUGCUCGUGGAGACGUUCAAGAAGGAGAACCCAGGAGCUACUAUGGUGCCAAAGGUCACUGCUCACUACUGCGAUGUUUCUUCCACCGACUCCGUCGAUCAGGCCAUGGAGGAAAUCCUCAAGGCUCACGGAAAGGUCGAUCACCUCGUGACCUCUGCCGGCUUCACCGAGAACUUCGACGCCAUCGAGUAUCCUACCGACCGCCUGCAGAAGCUCUGGGGUGUGAACGUCAACGGCACAUACAUCUGGGCCUGCACUGUUGCCAAGCACCUCAUGGCUCGCAAGGCCAAAGGCAGUAUGGUCAUGAUUGGUAGCAUGAGCGGCGCCAUCGUGAACGUCCCACAGCCGCAGGCUCCGUACAACGCUGCAAAGGCAGCUGUCCGUCACUUGGCAGCGUCCUUCGCCGUGGAGUGGGCCCACGCCGGCAUCCGCGUGAACUGCAUCUCCCCAGGAUACAUGCUCACCGCACUGUACGUCCCCAGCACACACCCAGACACAAAGCACGUCUUCAUUAGAAGCCUGACUGACUCUGAUUGGUAGAACCAAGAAGAUCCUCGACGAGAACCCCGAUCUCGCUCAGAAGUGGACCAGCCUGAUUCCCGUCGGCAAGAUGGGUGUUCCUGAGGAUCUGAUGGGAGCCGUCACGUUCCUGCUCAGCGACGCGGCAGGCUACAUCACGGGUGCCGAUCUGCGCGUCGACGGUGGUUACACGGUGACCUAA
Molecule: messenger RNA, 1223 nt
Organism: Lecanosticta acicola
Lineage: Eukaryota; Fungi; Ascomycota; Dothideomycetes; Mycosphaerellales; Mycosphaerellaceae
Source: the annotation of a GenBank genome assembly